Molecule: messenger RNA, 6932 nt
Organism: Delphinapterus leucas (beluga whale)
Lineage: Eukaryota; Metazoa; Chordata; Mammalia; Artiodactyla; Monodontidae
Gene: CDC14B
Product: cell division cycle 14B
Biological process (GO): protein dephosphorylation
Source: RefSeq, a predicted model, not a curated record
GCAAAAAUGUAUAUAUUGUGAUAUAUAAUGUGUAUAUUGUAUUGAGAUGAUAAAUAAAGUGUAAUUCUUGGGAAAGAGUUGUUACUGUAUUGCUUGUUCGUUUUAAGGGAGAGUCAUUGAAAAUUUUUUUCACGGAUUAUUAAAGUAACACUUUUCUGUAGGAAAUUUAGAAGAAUACAGGAGGGAAUAAAAAUCAACCAUAAUCCCACUACCAUAUUAUAUAUAACAGAAUUGGGACCGUACUCAUACUGCAACUUAUUUUUUUCUCGCUUGAUACUAACAUAGGAACUUAGGUUUAGAAAAUAAAUUGUCGUUUACCAUGGUGUCAGAAUUUUUUUCAACCAUCCUAAUAUUUUUCUGAGGCGAAAUCUGAGGCCCUUAAAGGAAUGAAUGACCUCGGCUUUAGGCAUACCUUUAAAUUUUGAACAGUUUUAAAGUGCUGCAUUUUAAAUGAGACACCAGCACUCAGGCGAGCCCGACAUUCAGCGGGUUUCGACUCCAGAGAGGACGGAGCUCCAGGCCGGCCGGGGUCCUCGAGCCUGGCCGCUGGCCUCUCAGCCCAGCCUGGCUGCAGUGCCCCCUGGUGGCGGAGGCAAGGGCGGCCAAGCACGAGGCUGAGGGUCAGAUCCACCGCCGAACCCUUCUCUCUUCCGAGAAAUCCUUUUACUCGCUUUGGGAGCCGCUUUCUUCGCAUUUGCCUGUCUGACCCUUUGCCGCACACGCCGACUUUGAGCACAGAAUUGCGCCGCUAGAGCGCCCUGGCGCUGCAGACGACCGCCAGGUGUCCCCGAGGCGGGGCGAAGCUCAGCCCCGGCGCCUGGGGCUGGUUUCCGCGCCCCGCUCCCUCGUUACCCCGUCUGGGGAGUUUGAGAAGUUUUGAACUUCCGGGUUGGCUCUCCCGGGUUUGCGGUGUGGUGGCCAGCCGAAGGGCGUCGCUGUGCCCAGUGUUUGGGCGUGUCCCUUUAAACUUUUUUGUUCUUUAAACUUCGGGGGUGUAGUCACGGCCCUCCUCUCUCCGCGAGUUGCUCCCUGGCCACCCGGUCCUUCCCUCCGCCCCGCCGUCCAGAUGCUGUGGAUCAUGAGCCUGAAGGGCGCAGGGACCCCUCUGGUGACCGAGGUGAUCAAAGAUCGCCUUUGUUUUGCCAUUCUCUACAGCAGACCAAAGAGUUCAUCAAAUGUACAUUAUUUCAGCAUAGAUAAUGAACUUGAAUAUGAAAACUUCUACGCAGAUUUUGGACCACUCAAUCUAGCAAUGGUUUACAGAUAUUGCUGCAAGAUUAAUAAGAAAUUAAAGUCCAUUACAAUGAUGAGGAAGAAAAUUAUUCAUUUUACUGGCCCUGAUCAGAGAAAACAGGCAAAUGCUGCUUUCCUUGUUGGAUGUUAUAUGGUUAUAUAUUUGGGGAAAACUCCAGAAGAAGCAUAUAGAAUAUUAAUGUUUGGAGAUACAUCCUAUAUUCCUUUCAGAGAUGCUGCCUAUGGGAGUUGCAAUUUCUACAUUACACUUCUUGACUGUUUUUAUGCAGUAAAGAAGGCAAUGCAGUAUGGCUUCCUUAAUUUCAACUCAUUUAACCUCGAUGAAUAUGAAUACUAUGAAAAAGCAGAAAAUGGAGAUUUAAAUUGGAUAAUACCAGACCGAUUUCUUGCCUUCUGUGGACCUCAUUCAAGAACCAGACUUGAAAGUGGUUACCACCAACAUUCUCCUGAGGCUUAUAUUCCGUAUUUUAAGAAUCACAACGUUACCACCAUUAUUCGUCUGAAUAAAAGGAUGUAUGAUGCCAAACGCUUUACGAACGCUGGUUUCGAUCACUAUGAUCUUUUCUUUGCGGAUGGCAGCACGCCUACUGAUGCCAUUGUUAAAGAAUUUCUGGAUGUUUGUGAAAAUGCAGAGGGUGCCAUUGCAGUACACUGUAAAGCUGGCCUUGGACGAACAGGCACUUUGAUAGCCUGCUACAUCAUGAAGCAUUACAGGAUGACAGCAACCGAGGCCAUUGCUUGGGUCAGAAUCUGCAGACCUGGCUCAGUGAUUGGACCUCAGCAACAAUUUUUGAUGAUGAAACAGGCAAGCCUCUGGAUGGAAGGUGACUAUUUUCGUCAAAAGUUAAAGGGUCAGGAGAAUGGAAAACACAGAGCAGCUGUCUCAAAACUCCUCUUGGCUGUUGAUGACAUUUCAAUCAAUGGGGUCGAGAAUGAAGACAAGCAAGAACAUGAACUGUACAGUGAUGAUGACGAAAUCAAUGCAGUGACACAAGGUGAUAGACUUCGGGCCCUGAAAAGCAGAAGACAAUCAAAAACAAACGCUAUUCCCCUCACAUGUUCCCUAGCUGUGCUGACCUCUGCACUGUGUAGUGUUGUCAUCUGGUGGAUUGUUUGUGCCUACAUUCUCCCCAUCCUGCUAUUCUGUCUCGAUGGUUUAAGAACACAGUAGCCAUCAGGACCCUUGACAGAUAGCUGCUGUGUAAGUGUCCCAUUCCACUUCUCUACUAGCGCUCACCUCUGGUGUCCAGUGUGUUUCUCAUGAUGCAUGUUUUUCUCACUAUCAGUUCUUCUAGCUUUGUUGAUUUGCCUUUUUUCAAAGGUUCUUAUUCUGAAUCUUUGCACUUCAUGGGUUGGUGGCAGGGAAGGAAGUCUUCUCUGUUACUUUCAUACCAGGGAUAUUAAAAGUAACACGCUUCGUUUAAGAUGUGCUUACUCUUAACAGAUUUUUCUUGUCAAAAAUGUAUAGUUAGUUUGGGGUAAUUGGGGUGGUUUUCUUUCAAUCAGUUGUCUGUACAACUUUCCUCUGGUUUUCUAGAGUAAAUAUUGUUAAUAUAUCCUUUCCAAUCUAGCAAAAAGAAUUUUCCCGCUGGUUUUCUGCUGUUAGUAAAGACUUUAUUUUGUAGCCAUGAGGUCUAGUGAGCGUUGCAUCCUUUUUCACCUCUGAUUCUGCCAUUGUACACGGUGCUCUCUCAGCAGGCACCUGCUUCCCUAAUAAAUAUUCUGUCUUGAGUAUGCAGAAUUUUCUCCACUACCUCGUUUCACUUCCUCCCCUUUAGGGAAUACAGUUAAGUAUAGUUUUCAACACUUGGUGUUGAAUGAAAAUAGGAAAGCAGAGAAAACUGGAGUCCUUUGUUUAUGUUUGUGUUUCCACAUGACAGUCACUGUGCUCCUUUUUCCUUCCCACUUUCCUCCUUUCCCAAAAGUAACCAGAAUGCUUUUAUUAGGUUAAUAGAGGCAGAAUUUGUAUUCUCUUGAUAUCUUUCAUCAUUAAAUGAAUACCUUCACAGUGAAGAGACUCCUUUUCUGCAGAAGAAUGUGACAAGAAGCUUUCCCGGGAACAUCAUGUUAAGACCAAGAGCACAGAAAGGAGGGUGUAUCCUGUGAGACUGUGGUUCACCAUUACCCUCUUAUGUCUAGGCUGCAUUCUUUUUUCCUCUGAAACAUUUUCUUUAGCUCAAAUUUUAAGAAUUUCUUGUCUUGUUCCAACUUGGACUUGGGGGUUAUAAAGGAAUACAAAAGUGCCUUCUAGGAACUCCUCCAAAGUAAAAUUCCAUUGCAACCAACUCUAGUACUUUGUGGUUCAGUGACUGUUUUCAAAUGGCUAGAAAAGAUUUAAAAAACUAGCAGAUGCCAUUCUUUUCAAAAUCAAGGAAAAGCUGCUUAACAUGAACCUAUAUAUGACAUUUAAAAAAAGUCUUAUUAAUAACAAGCUUACUACAUAGGCACAUAUACUAUGUUUCUGAUACGGAUUAUCCCUUUAGGUGUUUUGUUCCUUUACUUCUCUUACCGAGCCUAGAUUUCACACAUUUGGACUCAGGGCCAUCACACACUGCAUAGAUUUAUCCUUCUCAAGCUAUUCCGAGUGGCAAUUUCAAACAGGUGGAGUCAUUGCUAAUAAUGUUUAGGCGCUUCAUGAUUGUAUUAUUUCUUGCAGGGUAAGUUUAAAAAAUGGUCUCUAUCAGGCUCUUUUCUUUUGAAUAUUCUAUGUAAGACAUAACGUUUUUUGUUAUUACUGACAUUUGCCAUUGUAUCUCUAGCCCAAAGCAGAGUAUUCACUUUAGCCUGCCCUGAUUAAUUUGGAAUUUACAGAAACAAAAGCUUUCAACAAUAACAAUAAUGUGAACAGAUAUAAUCCUUAUAAUUAUCCUUUGAGGUGACUACUCAUGGGCACUGAUAGGUUGUUUCCUGGCAUGCCUGGAGAGCUUCCCUAUAACAGCACUUCACACGCUGCUUCAGACCUUUUAGACAGUGGGAAAAGCAUCUCUGCAGGUUGCAGGGCCUCAGGCCCAUCAUUUUGCAGGCUCUUUUUGUAUCAGUGGUGGACAACCAGUGUAAAUAGUGCAUGGCUGCGCUGAUGGAUUCUCUUCUUGGAAUGAACAUUUAUUUUCAAAGUACUUUGUGACUUGAUAGGUGAGAGACCUGGCUUUUCAAUUUUUUGCUGUGCCUCAAGUUGCAGAUAUCCUUGUAUCCAAAAUCGGAAAAUAUUGGGCCUCAAAAGAUACUGCAGAGAAGAAAACGAACUCUAGUAUGGGCAAGAGAUAGAAGGUAGGACUGAGGGUUCUAUCAGGAAAAGAUGGAAAGGAGAAACGACAUUUGCUAAAUGUUGUCCUGCAGAGCCGUGUGAUUGGCCUAGUGUGCAAGGUAGGGGGUAGUGAGUUCCCACAUCCCUGUGGCAGAGUGAAUACUUCACACGUUUACUAGCUUCACCCACCUUAGGGUGUUAACUUGUAGGAUAUCUCAGGUAAUAACUAAGUGUAGUUGCUGUGUUUCCUUCCCACUUUAUUGAUGCAUAACCUACAGAUGUAAUAACUGCUCUGUUUUUAAUGUAAAUAACUGGUGACCUGAAUCAGUCACCAGUUUGCAUUCCAAAUUUCUAGCAUGCUCUCAUUUUCAAAAUUGCACGUAAAUUAUUAGCUAUUAAUAGUAUAUUACUUCCCAUGAAUUGUUUAUACUAAUUUUAUAGAGAAAUAAGUACUUUUAAAAAGAUGUUUCCUAUCAGCCUAAAAUAUGAUUUAGCAGUAAUUUCUUGUUUUGAAUAGUAUUUAAACAUAAUAGCUAACUUAAGAAAUCAGGAGGUAAAUUUCCUAAGCAGGCAGUGUAUAUUGGCUCUUGUUUUUUCCCUCAUAUUAAUGAUUUUACAGUGUGAUGGUUGAUACUUUUGACCAUAAGUGGCCUCAAAUUAUUUGAAAAGUAGUUGUUGUAUUUCAAAAAAAAGCCAACAGGAGUCUCAUUUUCUCCAUUUGUAAAAAAUGGAGAUAAAACUCAUGAACCUCACUGAGUGGGUGAGAGGCCUCGGGACAGUAGAGGCAGCACCAAGCCCUGGGCCUGGGCCUUAGAAAUAGCAAUGGAAGCAUUGCAGUUUGUUUCCGUUUUGUUUUGUUUUUUUUAAUGAAAAAUUCUAGAUUCACAUUCUUAACAAAGACAACUAAAUAUUUCCUCUUCACUUUAUACAAUCAGAAAGAAUUUAAAAAUAAAUCCUUGUUUUCAAGGAGAGAAUUUAUAUGCCAAGGGCAGUUGGUACCCUCUUCGAUAAUAUAAUUAUGUCUGCAUAUACAUUUUCUAUUUUGUUAAAACAGUCAGCAUUUAGGGUGAUAAAACUUUAUCAGAAAUCCUGAAUCAAGCAUUGGCUCAUUUACCCAGGAUCAGUUUCCCUCAGUGAGAUUGAAGGCCUGAUUCAUAAGGCUUUCAGAAAUGUUUCUUGGAUAAAGAGAAACAGCUAGGCUAGGAGUUCCCCUCCCUCAGCAUUCUACUCCUCUCCCCCAAAUGGCUCGAAAACUACUGGCCUCCAGACUUCUGCUCUGGUGCAGUACAACCCAUUGUUUUUUUAAUGAUGAGAAGUUAGUAUUUUACUAAAUGUUGAAUAUCCCAUGGUUUGAGUAAUAUUAAGAUUAUAAGAAUUUACUACAUUUUAAGGACCUGGCUUUGGUUAUUAACUAAUGUGGUGUUAACACAGGCAUAGGAGGUAGGACUGGCUGCUAGUUGGUUGUAAUGCUUUCUUUUUAUGCAUGAGCUGGGUUCUCAUAAGUUGUUGUUGGCUAUCUCACCCUUAUGUUUGGAUAUGAGAGGAGAAAGCUUUUUAAAGUAUUUUCUCUCACAGAUAAAUGAAAGUUGAGUAUAUGUAGAUGUGUAUGUAUGCAGUUCAGUGUUUUAGUCAUUAUCUCUUGAAGAAAAGAAUUGCUUGUAAAAUUUUUUGGUGUUUUCUGCUGUUGUCCCUCUGACAAUUCAGUGAGGAAUUUUAAAACACCCUCUACUUAUGAACAGGUAUUCUGUGUGGGCUUUAUCUGAGGGUGUUCUUUCUGAUUCAUGAGUUUGCCUCCUGGGCAGUCUACUCCCAUAGGUACUCAGUUCUUGGAGAUGUAGAGAGUUUAAUUAAAUCAAGUUUCACAAAAUUUAAACAGCUUCACUUUAAUCGUACUGGGUGACUUUGUGAGUGGUUGUAAGCCAGCCCAAAAAAUUCUGUUUGAACAUACUUUUAAAAUUUGAAAUGUUAUAAAAAAUUACUGUUGAUUUGAUGUCAAUUGCUUGUACUUCCAGCUCUGAAGAGUGAAUACUGUAUAUAUAUUUAUAUUCGUAUUCUUUAGAAUUUGGGGUUUUUAAAUGAUUUCUUGUUUUCAUGACUAGAAUUCUGAGAAUUUAUUUUUACUUUGGGGCACAAAAAUUUGUCUUACUGAUUGAUUUCUUUGGUGUGGGAAUUGCUUGACAUGCCAGGUCAUUUCAUUUUCCAAAAGCAAAGUUCUUUGGUUAUCUUUGUGUAAACCUUCAUAGGGAAAUGAGAUGCUUUAUUUCAAAAGACCUUGAUGUAAAAGUGUGUUUCAGAUUUUUUUCUGGCAAAUGUGCUUAUGGAAAAUCCUGUCCGUUCUCAAGAAAAUAAUUUGCACUAAAGUGCAAAAAUGCCUUCCUCUGUCAAGUAUUUGCAAAUCGCUUCAGUGAGUAUAAUGUUAUCUUUUUCCAACUGU